UUCCACCGCUGCCUGCUGCUCCCCAGCAUCCAAGGGGCACCCGUAGCAUAGCCGCGCAUCGUUGCCAGCACUAUCCGACAUUCACCAUGGCUGACGAGAGGAGUUCCAAGGUCAGCAUGCCCGAGCGCAAGAGGAGCGGGAGCCCGGCCCAUGCUAACUCAUCAACCAAGCGGAUGAAAGUUGAAGACGACGACAAGAAGACCAUCGAAAACAACCCCUACCUGUCGCACUGGAAUGACAACAGCAAUGGCUACGCCAACGGGAAGCUCCCUGCCGGAUCUGCCUUGAACCACUUCAAGCGCCGCGAGACGACCUCUAACCAAGCCGCUAAAGCCGAAGAUGGCGACAAUAAUCCUUUUACUGGCGAGCCGCAUUCCGAACAGUAUUUCUCUAUCCUGAAGUCUCGCCGAAACCUGCCCGUACAUAAACAGAGGCAGGAGUUCCUCAAUGCGUACCAGAAGUCCCAGAUCCUCGUUUUCGUUGGUGAGACAGGUUCCGGAAAGACCACACAGAUCCCUCAAUAUGUCAUUUACGACGAGCUUCCCCAUCUCAAUCACAAGAUGGUUGCCUGUACCCAGCCAAGACGAGUUGCUGCCAUGUCGGUUGCUCAGCGUGUUGCUGACGAACUUGAUGUCAACCUUGGUGAAGAAGUUGGUUAUAGCAUCCGUUUCGAGGAUAAAACAAGUUCAAAGACUAUUCUGAAGUAUAUGACGGAUGGUAUGCUCUUGAGAGAAGCUAUGCACGAUCAUGCUCUCUCCCGAUAUAGCUGUAUUAUUCUUGACGAAGCUCACGAGCGUACCCUGGCCACCGAUAUCCUCAUGGCUCUAUUGAAGGGCAUUACUCAACGCAGGCCCGAUCUGAAGCUCAUUGUCAUGUCUGCAACUCUAGACGCUCAAAAGUUUCAAAGAUAUUUCUUCGAUGCACCUCUUCUCGUUGUACCGGGCCGAACUCACCCUGUUGAGAUUUUCUACACGCCAGAGCCCGAGAAAGAUUAUGUCGAAGGCGCAAUCCGGACAGUUCUACAGAUUCAUGCCGGCGAGGCCGAAGGGGAUAUUUUACUUUUCCUGACUGGAGAGGAAGAGAUUGAGGAUACGUGUCGCAAGAUCUCCCUUGAAGUCGAUGAGCUUGUCAGGGAGACUGACUGUGGCCCAAUGGCUGUAUAUCCUCUCUACGGAACAUUACCCCCGCACCAGCAGCAGAAGAUCUUCGACCCACCCCCGGCACCUUUCAGAAAGGGUGGCCGUCCCGGCCGUAAAUGUAUCAUUUCGACCAAUAUUGCCGAGACCAGUUUGACCAUUGAUGGUAUUGUUUACGUCGUCGACCCUGGAUUUAGCAAGCAAAAGAUUUACAACCCGAGAUUAAGAGUAGAGUCGCUUCUUGUAUCAGCAAUCUCCAAGGCUUCGGCUCAACAACGAGCUGGUCGAGCUGGUCGUACGAAGCCCGGAAAGUGUUUCCGUCUCUACACCGAAAAGGCCUUUAAGGAAGAACUCAUUGAACAAACGUAUCCUGAAAUUCUCCGUUCCAAUCUUGCAAACACGGUCCUGGAAUUGAAGAAGCUUGGCGUGGAAGAUUUAGUUCAUUUUGAUCUGAUGGACCCCCCUGCCCCUGAGACUAUGAUGCGUGCGCUUGAAGAACUGAACUAUCUAGCCUGUCUAGAUGAUGAGGGUGAACUAACGCAGCUAGGGAGUUUGGCGUCUGAAUUUCCCCUUGACCCAGCUCUGGCAGUGAUGCUGAUCUCAAGCCCCGAGUUCUACUGUUCCAACGAGAUACUGUCUCUUACCGCGCUUUUGUCGGUCCCUCAGAUCUUUGUGCGACCAGCACAAAAAAGGCGAGAGGCUGAUGAAAUGAAGAACCUCUUCAAACAUAACGACGGCGAUCAUCUCACUAUGUUGAACGUUUACCACGCCUUUAAAGGCGUCUUGGGGCGUGGAGAAGACAGCAAGAAAUGGUGCCACCAACAUUACCUUUCUUUCCGUCACCUCUCAAGCGCAGACAACGUGCGAGCCCAACUCAAGCGUAUCAUGGAAACCCAUAGUCUCGACCUAGUUAGUACCGAUUUCAACGACAGAGACUACUAUACCAAUAUUCGCCGAGCCCUGGUCGCGGGCUUCUUCAUGCAGGUAGCCAAGCGCGAAAACAACAAAAUAUAUCGAACUUUGAAGGAUAACAACUCCGCCGUGAUGCUGCACCCGAGCACAGUCCUUGGUGCCGACUACGAAUGGGUUAUCUACAACGAGUUCGUACUAACAUCGAAGCAAUAUGUCCGAACAGUUACUGGCAUUCGACCUGAAUGGCUACUGGAAUUGGCUCCUCAGUACUACGAUCUAGAGUCAUGGGAAGGACAGAAAGAUGUCAAGCAGGCCCUGAAGGCCGUCGCAGACAAGAUGAGAAGGCGCGCAGCAAUGAAGGCCGGUCGCUAAUCUCUGCUUAUUACUACAUUACCUCGAUGUGACAGUAUUACACCCCCCAUGCCACGUGGAAAGUCCAGCAGGAAGGGACUUCUACGCCAUG
Xylaria bambusicola is the source of this 2511-nucleotide messenger RNA. RefSeq names its product P-loop containing nucleoside triphosphate hydrolase protein. Gene Ontology annotation, molecular function: ATP binding; RNA helicase activity; RNA binding. The record is from RefSeq and is a predicted model, not a curated record. Gene Ontology annotation, cellular component: spliceosomal complex; intracellular anatomical structure. The transcript is spliced from 3 exons. The coding region runs from base 87 to 2420 and encodes 777 amino acids. Lineage: Eukaryota; Fungi; Ascomycota; Sordariomycetes; Xylariales; Xylariaceae.